Molecule: messenger RNA, 893 nt
Organism: Pararge aegeria (speckled wood butterfly)
Lineage: Eukaryota; Metazoa; Arthropoda; Insecta; Lepidoptera; Nymphalidae
Product: protein RER1
Exons: 5
Coding region: 196-783 (195 amino acids)
Biological process (GO): retrograde vesicle-mediated transport, Golgi to endoplasmic reticulum; protein retention in ER lumen
Cellular component (GO): Golgi membrane
Source: RefSeq, a predicted model, not a curated record
CGUAAUGUCUGCUGAUAUGGAUGACAAGAUCGCUACUGUUACAAAGUUCUAAGUGAUUUUUAAUUUGUGAAUAAUUAGAAUAUAAAUAUUCAAAAACUAGUACAAAUUGUAAAUCUUCAUCAGUACAACUAUCUUUAUCAUAUUUGUUAUUCAUGUCUUAAAGCUAGAAAAGGUUAUAAGUAAAAGGCACUAACGAUGAUGGACGGAAACGAUAUUAUAGCCUCUGAAUCUAGAAGAGGAGGUUUAAGUCAAGGCUGGAUUCGUAUUUCUCAAAUUUAUCAAGGACUUUUAGAUAAAUGGACACCACAUAUAAAGAGUCGAUGGGCAGGCAGUAUAUUACUUAUAGCUAUAUUCAUCCUCCGAAUAUUUUUAAAACAAGGCUGGUAUAUAAUCACUUAUGCACUAGGAAUUUACCAUUUAAACUUGUUUAUUGCAUUCCUUACACCAAAAAUAGAUCCUGCUAUGGACUUUGAUGGAGAGGAUGAUAAUGGUCCUGCGCUUCCAACAAGAGCCACUGAGGAAUUUCGACCAUUCAUUAGAAGAUUGCCUGAAUUUAAAUUUUGGCUCUCGGUCACAAAAAGCACCAUUGUGGGUUUCUUCUGUACAUUCAUUGAUGCAUUCAAUGUUCCAGUAUUUUGGCCUAUAUUAGUGAUGUAUUUUAUUACGUUGUUUUGUAUAACAAUGAAGAGGCAAAUUAAGCAUAUGAUUAAAUACAGAUAUUUACCAUUCACUCAUAACAAGCCCAAGUAUAGAACUGUGGAUUCAACCAUGACUGGAAACUGACAGUGUAUGUCAAUAAAAAUAAAUAAAUAAAUACUACCUUAAGCUGUCAAAGAAGUUUGUAAACUGUUGUAUGGAAUUAUUUUUAGAAAUACAGUUUAUAUUAUAAUGUU